CUAUACUUAAAACGUGCAAGCCUCCCAGACUAACACCUAAUGCUGUGCCAACAAUAUUCAACUUAGGUCCAGAUUCACACCUCCAAUUAAAACGGUUCUUGAAGGUACAAUUCAAGAUAGUGCGCUGUGCUGCGCAUUGGGUCCUACAAGCCGUCAGGAUAAAGACAUACAAGACGUAGCUUCGCCAGAUUCAUCAAUCACUCUGCACCAGGAAGUUAAAGCAAGUAGUAGCAGCAUGUGUGAUUCAUUUGCUUUUACUUUGCAAGAAAACCCCCAGCAGACUACUUUGCCACAUUCCAUGUGGACAUUUAUUAAAAAAGAAGAAAUUCUUACCUAUUUUGAAGUUGUUUUGAAACAAGACAUACAAGUCAUAGAAAAGCAAGUGGCGAUAAAGAAGUGAAACCGAUAGUGAUAAUAAAUAGUAAGAAAACUGACAUAACAGGAAAUAUCAAAAAUUUUGAAGAAUUGGCUACUUUCUUGAAAGACGUGAAUAGUUAUGAAGCAUGUCCUGGUUCAGGGAAAGAAGUGGAAAGGUGCAAAGGAUACUACGCUAAGCCAGAUCUUGAUCAGACAAAAAAUGUAAAAAGAUGUAAAUAUUGUGCUGCGAAGAGACAAUCAGAUAUUAGGUUAGAAAGAAGGCGAAGAGUAAAAAGGAUAGCAUUCAGGAAACAAACAAAAAAAUUGCGAUACGAAAAAAGAACGUUAACUAAAAAGGUCAAAAAACUAGAGGGAGUAUUAGAAGCCAUACAAAAGAAGUAUGAUGAUAUUAACGAAUCACAAAUUGAAGUGAUCGUUAAGAAAUUGCCUUCACGCCAACAGGAAGCAGUCAAAGUUUGCAUUUCUGCAGCGCAAGCCAAAACACCUAAUGGCCGGCGAUAUACUCAGCAGUGGGUGUACGAGUGUACAUUGUUAAAAAUAAAAUCUCCAGCGCUCUACCGAAAAAUGAUAAGAGAUCAGACACUUCCCUUGCCCUCAACAAGAACAUUACAAAGAUACAUGAAAAACUAAAACCAUCAUUUGGUUUCCUUCCUGGAAUCUUUGAGCUAUUAAAACAGAAAUGUAAAGUGAUGGAAAUCGAUUAACGACAUGGUUGCCUCAUUUUUGAUGAAAUCAGUUUGUGUUCUGCACUAAAUUUUAACAAAAAUACACUGAAGAUUGAUGGGUUUGUAAAUCUUGGAAAUUAUACUCCAGAAGAAUUGACUGAUCAGCCAGGCGACCAUGCGCUCGUCUUUAUGUUCAAACCGUGGAAAAAGACAUGGUUUCAAACAAUAGCGGCAUUUCUAGGAAAGGGUGCAUUGAAGGGACCACUUCUAGUAAAACUUGCUCUAGAGGCAACAUGUUUACUAGAACAAUGUGAUCUUCAUGUUGACAUGUGGGUGUGUGAUGGAGCUCCUUGGAACAGGAAUAUGUGGGCGGAGGUAGGCCUAAGCAACCCCUUUAGUCAAAGAAAAACAAAACAGGAGGGUAUGAACAUGAUCGCUAAUAAAGGUCGAACAAGCUUUCAACAUCCUUGUGAUGAAGAUAGAAGAAUCUAUAUGUGUUCAGAUUUUCCACACUUAAUUAAGUCAUUGAAAAGCAGAAUAUUUCCAAACGAAAAAGGACUGGUUAAAGAUCUUGUAACUCCUGACGGAAUAGUCAAAUUUUCGCAUUGGGUAGCACUUUAUGAGGCAGAUAAUGUCAGAGGUAAACCUAUUCAACGAUGUCACAAGCUAUCACGAGACCACCUAUAUCUCCCCAAUUAUCAAAAAAUGAAUGUAGGCAUGGCAUUCGGUUUUUUUAGCAAAACUGUUGCUGAUGCGAUGGAAGCGUAUCAGGAGGAGGGAUAUCCGAAUUUGGAAGACAGCGCCCCAACUAUAGCCUUCAUUCGUAGAAUUAAUACUCUAAUAGAUGCUAUGAACGCAAAUACUCCAUGGAAUAGCAUCAGACCGGGGGAAAGUGUUACGUAUGAAGCUGAUGCGUGCGAAAGUAAAGAUGAGGACACUGUGCACAAAUUUGAAACGAAAAAGUGUGCAAGAAAGGUUAUAAACGAGUUUCUGGACUCUUUAGUGGAGAUGUCUGAAAUGCCCGUACCGCAGCACGCGAAGCUAGCUCAUCAAACCCAAUAUGGUCUUUAUGUGACUCUCUGCAGUGCAUUGGAAGUGGCAGAUUAUCUUAUUAAUUGUUGUAAAGCGUAAACUUUACUUUAGUUCAAUAGAAUUAUUUUAACCAGCUGUUAGGCAACAAUAUGUUCAUUUGCCACAGAAUGGUAGUAUACAGUGUUAACCAAAACUGCCUGUAUUGUAUUAUCAUUGGGCGCGUUCAGGGACGGUCAGCAGCUGACGGCUGAUGCUUAGAUGGCUAACAAGUUGCUAAGGUUAGCCACCCAUGUUCCCUGAAUGACACACUUAAGCUGAGUGCCACUUGCAUUUGAGGUUAUGUUAUAAAAUAUAAAUUUUUUAACAUGAUCGAACCAAAUAUUGUGGAUUUCUUAUUCAACGACGAUGUAAACUUCUGGCAAAGCAAGAAAGCUUCUUGGCUGUCGGGGACAGAUUUAAUCUGUCGAGUGGAUCAGGCCACUAUAUUUUUAUGAAUUUUAUUUCUGCGGUGGGUCAUUUAACGCACCAAUUUAUUGAGUGGCCAAAU
Messenger RNA from Photinus pyralis (common eastern firefly), 2622 nucleotides. RefSeq lists its product as uncharacterized. Lineage: Eukaryota; Metazoa; Arthropoda; Insecta; Coleoptera; Lampyridae. The record is from RefSeq and is a predicted model, not a curated record. The transcript has 6 exons. The coding region runs from base 1233 to 2174 and encodes 313 amino acids.